AUGCUGCAGCACAAGAAGCGCAGAGAGUGGGGGCCGGGCUUCUCCGAGAUGAGCAGCACGGCAGCCCCAGGCCUGCAGGGCAGGGUCCGGAAAACGCUGGGAAAGGUCUUCGGGUUUGAAUCGUUCAAGACUUCCCUGCAGGAAAGUGCAACCAUGGCUGUGGUGAGAGGCGAGAAGGAUGUCUUUGUAUGUAUGCCCACAGGGGCAGGGAAAUCCUUGUGCUACCAGCUUCCUGCAGUUCUGGCAGUGGGCAUCACCAUUGUCAUUUCACCUCUGAUUGCACUGAUUCAGGACCAAGUGGACCACUUGCUGGCUCUGAAGAUCAAAGCCUGCUCUCUGAACUCCAAGGUUUCCGCCCAGGAAAAGAAGACCAUCUUGGCUGACUUAGCAAAUGAGAAGCCCCAGAUAAAGCUUCUGUACAUCACCCCAGAGAUGGCAGCUGCCUCAUCCUUCCAGCCUACACUCAACUCCCUAGUGUCUCGAAAUCUCCUGUCCUACCUGAUAAUUGAUGAAGCUCAUUGUGUCUCCCAGUGGGGACACGAUUUCCGACCGGAUUACCUGCGGCUGGGCACCUUGAGAUCUCGCAUACCCAAUACACCAUGUGUUGCUUUGACUGCCACUGCUACCAAGCAAGUCCAGGAGGAUAUUGUGACAGCACUUAAGCUAAAGCAGCCACUUGCCACCUUUAAGACUCCUUGCUUCAGAUCUAACUUGUUCUACGAUGUGCAAUUCAAAGAGCUUUUGACUGAUCCUUAUGCCAACUUGAAGGAUUUCUGUCUGAAGGCACUGGAAGUGAAGAACACCACUGGGGUGUACUCUGGCUGUGGCAUUGUGUACUGCAGGAUGAGGGAUGUGUGUGACCAGCUGGCUAUUGAAUUGAGCUACCGAGGAGUGAAAGCCAAAGCGUAUCAUGCAGGGCUCAAGGCAGCUGACAGGACUUCAGUCCAGAAUGAAUGGAUGGAGGAGAAGAUCCCAGUUAUUGUUGCAACCAUCAGUUUUGGAAUGGGAGUAGACAAAGCAAAUGUCAGGUUUGUUGCUCAUUGGAACAUUGCCAAGUCAAUGGCAGGAUAUUACCAAGAGUCUGGCAGAGCUGGGAGAGAUGGGAAGCCCUCCUGCUGCCGCCUCUAUUACUCUAGGAACGACCGGGAUCAAGUUAGCUUCCUGAUUAAGAAGGAGCUCUCUAAAAUCCAGGAAAAAAAGGUACCUUAAAAGAAUCUGACAAGGCUGCGAUGACAGCUUUUGAUGCUAUUGUAAGCUUCUGUGAGGAGUUGGGGUG
Molecule: messenger RNA, 1276 nt
Organism: Meleagris gallopavo (turkey)
Lineage: Eukaryota; Metazoa; Chordata; Aves; Galliformes; Phasianidae
Source: RefSeq, a predicted model, not a curated record